CGUGUUCAUUGCGUGCAAAAAAUGCUACACAGCACCGGAACACGCGCUAUGAAACAGGCGUUAUGGCUCCUGAUAUCGCCGUCUCGGUAAAUCGCUCCACUUCUGCAUCUCGAGAUCGCGAAGUCGGCUCAUGAUUCCCUGCCAAACGAAGAACAAAAAACCAUGGCGGUUCCGAAACGACCCCUCUGCUUCGUCGGAGUCGCUCGCCACGCCGGUGCUUUGUUUUCCGCUUCAUGAAAUAAAUGCUGCGUCGGGAUGAGGGAGAAGGGCUAGGGAAAGAGAAGCAAGCGAUUGAAGGAUACGUUAGAGUCAAAAACAAAGAGGAUAUCGUAGGUUGAGGAGUUACUCCUUGUCUGGACAAUGAAUUGGACUUUGGGGGAAUAUCUGAAGUUCAGGAUUUCUGUGUUGAAGCUUGAAAGCAGUAGAAAGUUUUCUGUGGAUGGGAAGUGAGCAAGUCCGAAUAACUGUAUCUUCUAGAA
Rubroshorea leprosula is the source of this 479-nucleotide messenger RNA. The record is from the annotation of a GenBank genome assembly. NCBI's taxonomy places the organism in Eukaryota, Viridiplantae, Streptophyta, Magnoliopsida, Malvales, Dipterocarpaceae.